Molecule: messenger RNA, 3110 nt
Organism: Salvelinus sp. IW2-2015
Lineage: Eukaryota; Metazoa; Chordata; Actinopteri; Salmoniformes; Salmonidae
Product: hepatocyte growth factor-like protein
Biological process (GO): regulation of receptor signaling pathway via JAK-STAT; proteolysis
Molecular function (GO): receptor tyrosine kinase binding; serine-type endopeptidase activity
Source: RefSeq, a predicted model, not a curated record
CUACUGUAAUCUUUGUGGUCGUUUGGAUUCUACUGACGUCCAGUGGUGAUCACGCGUAUUGCCGAGGCUCAUAAGUAAAGUGUUACACUGACUUGAGUUGAUAUUUUAGGCUACAUUGUAUUAAUGAUUAAUGGACUUAUCGAUUGGUUMUCUUUUUGGGGUAAGCGGCUCUGUUUGAUUAAGCUUGUUACAUGUUCACGUGUGGGUGGACGGGAUAAAGUCAUUAUUCACACUGAUUUCGUAACUUUGGAUUUUCCCGUCCAGUAAACACCACAAUAUAUUGUUUUUAUCGGCUUCUUAAUUUUUCGCCGUGUUCUACCCUAAUCAAUUUCGUUGAAACACGACAACCAGAGCCUAGAGGAACUCCAGAACUGACAAAAAAKUCCUCGUAUCUGCUUCCAUUCAGCACUGCUCUCAUUCUUUACCUUGGCCAUGCAACUCAUUAUUUCCUGUGUUUUCCUGGCAUCUUGGAGGGGAUUGGUCAUAGGGUCCCGCUGCCCUCUGAAUGACUUCCAGCGUUCCGAGGGAAGGGAACUGGUUCCUACCUCCUGGAACUCUGCACGGGUGCUGAUACUCCCAGGGCUGACGCUGGAUGACUGUGCCAGACGAUGCUCAAAUACACUGGACUGCAGAGCCUUCAACUACGAGACGCGUCCCUCCAUCACCUGUAAACAGCUGCCAUGGGUGGAGGAUGGCAGCAACGCAGAGGUCAAGAGGAAUGUCAACUGUGACCUUUAUGAGAAGAAGGUCUACGUAAGAAAGUGCAUUGUGGGUAAAGGAGAAGACUAUCGAGGCAAGGUGUUCAUGACAAAAAGUGGCCAUACUUGUCAACAGUGGUGGUCAAAGUUCCCACACGAUCACAGAUGGACACCCACAGCCACUAAUGGCUUGGAGCUGAACUACUGCAGGAACCCAGAUGGGGACCGCAUCGGGCCGUGGUGCUACACCACUGAUCCAGAACGGCGUUAUGAGACCUGCAAUAUCCCCCACUGCAAAGAUGAGGUGUGUAUCACAUGUAAUGGGGAAGACUACAGGGGUCAGGUUGACCACACAGUGAGUGGCAGAGAGUGCCAACGUUGGGACCAGCAGUACCCACACCAACACAUCUACCAGCCUGAGAAGUAUCCAGAUAAGAGCUUGGAUGAUGACUACUGCCGUAACCCAGACGCCUCCCCUGUUCCCUGGUGCUACACCACAGACCCUGAUAUGGAGAGAGAGCGCUGCGAGAUCAGCAAGUGCUCUGUGGUUACAAAGAGACGCCUCCGGUCCAGCUACACCACAAACUGUUUCCGUGGUCGCGGGGAGGAUUACCGCGGUAAAGUAAAUGAGACGACCGGCGGUAUCGCCUGUCAGCGUUGGGACGCCCAGUACCCGCAUGAGCACCCCUUCUACCCAAACACCUACGAAUGCAAGGGCUUGGAGGAGAACUACUGUCGUAACCCAGAUGGAUCCGAGGCGCCCUGGUGCUUCACGUCUGUGCCUGAGAUGAGGACGGCUCUUUGUUUACAGAUCAAACGCUGUGCAGACGACAUUGAAGCUGAGGAUUGCUACCAUGAAAAUGGUAAAAACUACAGGGGUGUAGUCCGUAAGACGCGUAAGGGCAUCACCUGUCAGAAGUGGAGUGUCAACAUGCCUCACAAAACAAAGAUAAACCCAGGGACCCACCCUGAUGCCAACCUGACAGAGAACUACUGCCGGAACCCAGAUGGGGACCAGCACGGACCCUGGUGCUACACUACUGACCCCAAAACAGAGUUUGACUACUGUGCCAUCAAGCAAUGUGCUGGGGAGAAAGUGUCCAUCAUUGAGCCAUCAGAGAUUGUGGAGUUUAAUGAGUGUGGAAAGAGAGAGGAUCGUUUGGCCAAGAGCCCAAUACUGCGUAUUGUUGUGGGGCUUCCUGGAAACUCCUGGACAGUCAGUCUCAGAGACAGGAAAGGAAACCAUUUCUGUGGAGGCUCCCUGGUUAGCGCCAAAUGGGUGAUCAGUACUAAGCAGUGUUUCUCCUCUUGCUAUGUUGACCUUCCGGGGUACUCGGCCAUGAUGGGGACAUUGUUUCGUAACCCCAUAGUAGGAGAGCCAGACCGACAGACUAUCCCUCUCACCAAGAUCGUCUGUGGACCCUCUGAGUCCCAGCUGGUUAUGCUACAACUGGAAUACCAUGCCCAGUUUAACGAGCGUGUGUCUCAGAUAUGCCUGCCCCCUGAACGCUACAUAGUUCCAGAAGGAACCCUCUGUGAGAUCGCAGGCUGGGGGGAAACUCAAGGCACUUCUACAGAUGACUCUGUGCUCAAUGUGGCUCAAAUACCAGUUCUAAGCAACAAGGAUUGUAACAACUACUUUCGGGGUCGUGUUCGGGAGAACGAGAUGUGCACCAACUCCUUCCAGGGUGGGGUGGGUGCCUGUGAGAGAGAUUAUGGGGGKCCUCUGGCCUGUCAGAACAGUGACUGCUGGGUGCUUGAGGGAGUGAUCAUCCCCAUGAGGCGCUGUGGACACCCAGGCCAGCCUAACAUCUUCAUCCGUGUCUCUGUCUAUGUGGACUGGAUUAAGAAGGUCAUGGAGAUGGCUUAGCCACAAAUACAUUGUCACCAAGCAGUGACUGGCUCUAUGUUCUACUGGACUGCAAUACAUUUAUCCACUUUCAUCCCCCUACCCAUAGCUCACAAUCCAUGACCACCUAAUUGUGAUCCGUGACCGUCUACAUACAAUUAGUUAAUAUACACUGAGUAUAUCAGAUAUUAGGAACAGUAUUGAUUUGCCCUCAGAAAAGUCUCAAUCCUUCGGGGCAUGGACUCUACAAGGUGUCGAAAGCAUUCGACAGGGAUGCUGGUUGACUGCAGUACUUCCCACAGUUAUGUCAAGUUGGCUGGAUGUCCUUUGGGUGGUGGACCAUUCUUGAUACACACAGGAAACUGUUGACCGUGAAAAACACAAACCGAUGCACAUGGUACCUACUACCAUACCCUGUUCAAAGGCACAUAAAUAUUUAUUCUUGCCCAUUCCCCCACUGAAUGGUACAUAAACACAAUCCAUGUUGCAAUUGUCUCAAGGCUUAAAAAUCCUUCUUUAGCCUGUGUCCUCCCCUUUGUCUACACUGGUUGAAGUGUAUUUAA